CACCUUCCCAACAUAUCCAUCAUCACCACCAACCACCACUGACAUCACCACGAGAUGCCAGCUGCAGUCAAGUCUGCAAAGAAGGCAAUCGCCAAAGCUGGUUCGAGCUCAAAGGCAGCCGUAGACAAGGCACUCAAGGCUGCUGAGCCACUUGUUCAGGACGACGACGAUGACGAUGAGAUGGACAGCGACGAGGAUGACUCGGAUGAAGACGAGGAGAAUGAUGGCGUAUCGCAAAGGGGCAUCGACCGCCUGAUGAAGGCGCUUGGUGAGGACGGAUUGGACGAGGCUGACUACGCCGCUCUGGAGGCUAUUCGAGCUCAGCGAGGGGAAGACGGCGGUGAGGACGAUGAGGACGAUGAGGACGUCGACGAGGACGACGACGAGGACGACGACGAGGACGACGACGAGGACGAGGAGGAAGAAGUCGAUGAGGAGAUCUCAACUCCUGCAGCUGCGAGCAAGGACACUCUCGCAGCCAGUCUCGCACGCAGCGGUUUGAUCCCUCAAGAUGAUGACGAGGAAGACGAGGAAGAUGAAGAGGACGAAGACGAAGAGGACGAGGCAGACGCCGACGCCUCUGCGAUCCCAAUCGACUCUCUUACAGACAGCGCAUACGCCGCCCUCCCGGACACUGUCCGCGCACAACGAUUUCACCGCGAGAAGAUCAACAAUGGCCCCGCUCUCAACGCCGUACGCGACUCGAUUGCACUCGAUGGCCCCUCGUCGGCGCCGACCCCAAUGCCAUGGGUAGAGCACAUGUCCCUCACUUGGGACCAAUCCGUCUCUUUUCUCCUCGAAGAGCAAGGAGCCACAGCAUCCGACGACUUGGCGCGCGAGGUCCUCUUCUACAAGCAGGCCCUCUCCGCCGCCACGACUGGCCGUGCCAAGUGCCUGGCCGCCUCGUUGCCCUUCACUCGCCCACCCGACUUCUUUGCCGAAAUGGUCAAGACGGACGAGCACAUGGAGCGAGUCAGGCAGCGUCUCCUCGACGAGAAGUCCGGCAUUGAGGCAUCCGAGGAGGCCAAACGUCAGCGCGAGCUCAAGAAGUUUGGCAAGAAGGUCCAAGUAGAGAAGGGUCUGCAGCGUCAAAAGGAGAAGAGGGAAAUGCAGGAGAAGGUGGCUGGUCUCAAGCGCAAGAGGGGUGGCGCUGCUGCUGGUGAGGGGCAGGAGGGCGACGAUGAUGACUUUGAUAUUCGGGUGCAGACUGCGCUGGGGGACGAGGAGGAGAAGGAGAAGCGUCGCGCUGCUGCUUCUCAGCGUGGUGGACGCGGUGGGCGUGGUGGGGGUAAGAUGCCCCGCUCGGCCAGAGAUUCAAAGUAUGGCUUUGGCGGCAAGAAGCGCUUCAGCAAGAGCAACACCAAAGAGAGUACCGAGGGUGGGACCGGCAAGUACUCGGCGCCCUCUCGUGGGGGCCGAGGAGGGCGGGGUGGUAAGGCGGGGCGUGGUAGCAGCAGACCUGGCAAGAGCAAAAGGCAGGGCCGAUGAGCGGGCAUCUCAGAUCACAUCGCAAUACACAGCAUUCAGCACGCG
Molecule: messenger RNA, 1533 nt
Organism: Jaminaea rosea
Lineage: Eukaryota; Fungi; Basidiomycota; Exobasidiomycetes; Microstromatales
Product: Ebp2-domain-containing protein
Exons: 1
Coding region: 55-1488 (477 amino acids)
Biological process (GO): rRNA processing; ribosomal large subunit biogenesis
Cellular component (GO): nuclear periphery; preribosome, large subunit precursor; nucleolus
Source: RefSeq, a predicted model, not a curated record